Amblyraja radiata (thorny skate) is the source of this 1015-nucleotide messenger RNA. It is a transcript of the gene atp5pb, whose product is annotated as ATP synthase peripheral stalk-membrane subunit b. Bases 120 to 872 code for a protein of 250 amino acids. Gene Ontology annotation, biological process: proton motive force-driven ATP synthesis. The transcript has 8 exons. Gene Ontology annotation, molecular function: proton-transporting ATP synthase activity, rotational mechanism. NCBI's taxonomy places the organism in Eukaryota, Metazoa, Chordata, Chondrichthyes, Rajiformes, Rajidae. The record is from RefSeq and is a predicted model, not a curated record.
CCCCCUCCCGACCCGGCGCCGCCAUCUUGGUUGGUUUGGAGGUCGGCGGGAGGAGAGAGGAGAGAGAUAGAGCAAAACACCGGCGCCCUCGGCACCAGCUCCUCCACACACACCACACCAUGUUGGCCCGCGCCGCCAUCGCCUCCGGGUCUUUUCUGAAGACAUCGGCCCCGAUCAGCACAAGUUUUGUGGCGAUAAGCAGGAGUUUCCAUGGCAGCAGUCAGAGCCGGGCACCGUUGCCCCCUCUUCCCGAGGAAGGAGGCAAGGUCCGCUUUGGUCUCAUUCCAGAGGAAUUCUUCCACUUCCUUUACCCCAAAACUGGAGUGACAGGCCCGUACAUGUUCGGCACCGGGCUGCUGACUUACCUCCUGUCAAAGGAGAUUUACGUCGUCAACCACGAGACCUUUGUUGCCGUCUCCAUCGGUAUUCUCAUCCUCUACGGUGUUAAGAAGUUUGGGAAGGAUGUGGGGAAAUUUGCUGACUCGUUGAAUGAGGAAAAGGUACAGACGGCCCAAAAAGUGAAGGAGCUCGCUCUAACCGGCCUGGCCGAUGCCAUUGAACAGGAGAACAAAGAGCAGUGGAGAAUCGACGGGCGCCACCACCUCUUCGAUGCCAAGCGGAAUAACGUGGCCAUGAUGCUGGAAAACAACCACCGCGAGCGUCUACACAUGGUGUACGAUUCAGUGAAGAAGCGGCUGGACUACCAGGUGGGCCUACAGCACCUGGAGCGCAGGCUGGCACAGGAGCACAUGGUCAACUGGGUGGAGAAGAGUGUGAUCCACAGUAUCACACCGCAGCAGGAGAAGGAGAGCAUCGCCAAGUGUAUCGCUGACCUCAAAGUGCUGUCGAAGAAUGCUCCAGCAACCGCCUAAUCCCGUUCACAAUUACUAUCCACGUAGUGAACCUAUUGUCCACCUGUAACCUUGACAACAAUCUAAUGUCCCAAUGAACCGCGUUGAGUGAAAUGUUCUUGUAGACCACAGAAGAUUCAUUAAAUGCGGCGAUGAUCAAUCUC